AUGCCUUCAGCUCUUGGAAAAAUCUUUGGACGCCGCGGAUCUAACGCUUCGAAUACAUCGGUUAACUCGGUAGACUCAGAUGAAUCAUUUCAAUGCCGUGGAAUUCCAGAUGACUUUUACGAUCCCAUGUUUGAUUCAGAAGAAGAGAUAGCUAGAAGAGCCCGUCGUGAAGAGCUAAGCCGAAGAGCUAUUUAUACUGGUUAUGAACACGUUAGUAGAAAUGUUUUACCUCCCCCUCCUAAUUAUUACGUUCUUCCUCCUCCAUUACCAAAGAAAGUCGAGAUCCCAGAAGAAAUGGAAAUACUAAACUCUGAAGACGAACGAUUACCACACUCGGCCCCGGCUCAAACUAGGAGACGCGCUCACACAGUCGGAGAGGAAUCACCAUCGAAGUCAAAAAGUGCCCCAGCUCGUCGAGUUAAGUUUAGCGAUACUGUGGAAUUUUCAACUGAUACCCCAAGGUCCAUCUCUCCCCCAGACGAAGACAAUACCCAAAGUGCACCGGCUCACCAAACCCAAUUCGAAGGAUCAAAUGCUGAAAACAAUAACCAAGAUGAAGGACACGGUUCCGGAAAUGCUGUAAGCGCCCCAGCCCAUGUUACCCAAUUCGACGACUUGACUGAUUCUGACGACCCCGACUCACAAGGUAGUUCAUCAAAACCUGCAAGUCUUAGAAAAAAGCUAGCACACCGACACGUUCGUUUUCAUGCAGGAUUUGAUUCCAGAUUGGCAGGUAACUUUCCUCAAUUCCCUAUUGAUAAAAACGAAGAGGUAGAGACGAUCAGCGAAAGGGCAUUAUCAACUUCUCGAUCUGAGAGCUCUUUACGUGAAGGUAGAUUUAUGUUUCAAAAACCAAGAUUCUUAGAAAUGGCAAAAAUGAAGAAAAAAUAA
Molecule: messenger RNA, 891 nt
Organism: Melampsora larici-populina 98AG31
Lineage: Eukaryota; Fungi; Basidiomycota; Pucciniomycetes; Pucciniales; Melampsoraceae
Exons: 1
Coding region: 1-891 (296 amino acids)
Source: RefSeq, a predicted model, not a curated record